CCUGUCAAUACAUUGUUUGCUCUACAUCGUUUUCUUUAGUACACCAAGUUUCAUGUAUAAUUCUACUCACUUUUUUACUAGUGUUUUUUUCUAUUACUGCUGUUGCCUUACACAUUUUGACGAUUAUCUUUUUGAUUAUGUAGCCAUUUGUAAAGAGGAAUGCUUCAAUAAUGGGGAGUGCGUUGACUCUUUGAAGAAUCUGUGUCGUUGUAAACAAGGAUUUUGUGGAAGUCGAUGUGAAAAAAGUAAGAUCCUUCUCUUCUCUAUGGACUAUGCAGAAGAUAUCACCGACUAUUUUCGGGGAAUUUACUAAUCAAAUCUUUUUUCUAGGCGGGGAAGCUUGUGAAUAUUUCGAGCUCUACUUCCGCAUUACGAACUUGGCGAGGCAAAGCGUCGUAUUAUUUUCAAGUGAUGGCAUUCCCGCUCGGGGAUCUGAGAUCGGAGCGCGUCGUAUCGUAGAGAUUCGUAAGAAGACGUCGAAUCAAACUCCUGUGACGUUUCAAGUCAAACGAGGCAACACUUCGUUUCUUCUCAACACUAAACCCAACGUAACAUUACUUCCAGAAAGACGAGUAAGACAGCCGACAUCUUUGACUAUUAUAGAUCCCAUUCCAUCAAAACUCUACGUCAUAAAUCUUCGCGUUAUUAAUUUGGCAAAAACAAACAUAACACUCAAAGCGAGCGACGGAAUUCCAGAGAUAGGCUUCAACAUCAAGUCUAACGUUAUUGUCGAGAUUACGAAGAAGACAGAUAAUUCGAAUAAUAUUGACUUCGAGGCGUACGAUACAAGAACGAACAAACGACUUUUGGUGAAUGGAAAACAAAAGUUUAGUGUUACACCAACGGAGACGAGAGGACGGCCUGUCUCCUUGACGAUUAAAUCAACUGCACCUUCAGUAAAGAAUUAUUACUUGACUUUUCAAGUCACCAAUCUUGCACGAUCUGACAUCAUUUUAUUCCCACAUGAUCCAACUUUGAAAGAGGCAGUCAAUAUCAGUAGAAACACGAUCGUGAGGAUAAAAAUGACGAUUCAAGUAUUUUCAGUUGUCACUUUAACGGUUCUCGAUGCUAAAACCAAAGAAGAACUGUUUAUAAAUGGAACGAAAACUUUUGAAGUUAUUCCCCAACCUGUGCUUGGAGCUCCUGUGCCUUUGACCAUUACUAGAACACCAAAUGAAAUCCAAGCUUCUACAAAUUACAUCGUGGUUCUAGUGCUCAAUAAAACACCCAGAAAGAUUGUCUUAAAAUCAAAUGACAGCGAACCACCGGAAGGCAUUGAGUUUGCUCCGAAAACUAUCUCCCUCCUUACAAAACCCACGCGCUUAAAGCAGCCAAUCAUUUUCACGGCAAUUGACGCAGAGAGUGGUAUGGAUCUGCUCAUCAAUGAUGGAGCGAAUGUCUCACUUGUUCCCAGUUCCAACAAAAAUAACACUGAGAGCUUGACAAUUUCAUCAGGCUCUACUAAAAUCAAGCCGUACCUUUUUUGGUCAUUUUCCACUAUCAUAAAUGGAAGCAUUCCUGGUCACGUGCCCUUUCAUGUUCAUGGUCACGUGGUGUUGUCCGACGGUGUAUUAUACUUUGAUGGUGAAUCAGAUUACCUUUCUGCUCAACAGAAAUCAACUGAUAUCCUUGUUGAUCCCACAACAGCCAUACAAGGACUGGCGUUUGGGAUCAAGUUGAAGAUGGAGGGAGCAAAGAAAUUUUUCGAUACGCCAAGAUUCGUGAUGGAUACUGGAGCGACUAGUUCAAAGACAACAGGUGUGUCUCUUUACAUUCUCAAUGGCCACUUGAUCGCAGAAGUUGCCACGUCGACAAAAAAAUGGAAGACGUUCAUCGACCUUGUCUAUGACAAAUGGCUAUAUGUUAUCGUAAACUGGAACUCAACGGCUGGCCUCUAUAUGGCAUUGGAUGGUUAUCCAAAAUCCUAUGAUCUCAAUGGCGCUUCCGUUACUGGACUAUUAUCUCCGUCAACGAAUCCCAGUUUGUACAUCGGUCGUAAUGCCUUGGGGCCUGGUUUCUACUAUACCACGUUCUAUCUCGAAUCUUUCGUGGUGUUUGACAAGUUCCUCUCUGAGGCACUCCUCCUUCCUAUAUAUUUUCACUAUAAGAAUAAUGGUAAGACAGUAAUUUGGAAGACUCUUUAUGUCAAUAAUUUACCAAAGAUACGAGUAACGCCAACGAAAUUUGACGUAGAGGAUAUCAGUGUUGUCAUCUCUGAUAAAUCGAACAUCAAAGGUAUGUCUUCCUUCGAAGCAAUUGGUUGUUUCAACGACAAGGAAAAUACUCCACCGUUUACCGAACUGUUGGCUGACUUCAAUGUCUCAACAGAAGACGUUUCAACGAACAGGAAUAUCAUAAUGAAAUGUGCCCUACUCGCCACAAGAAAAGGCUACAACUUGUUUGGUGUCCAAGACGCUGGUAAGUGCUGGAGUGGUCCUGGUAACGAGUCCAGUUACUCCAAAGGUGGAAAAUCGUUAAAAUGUGGCGAUGGUAUGGGGAGAGCCGACGCGUUUUACGUGUACAAGUUUAGUGAUGAAGUACCAGAACUUCGCGCAAUGUUCUAUCUUGCUGCUAAUAUUUACAACAAAUACGGAAAACCGGUGAUAUUAAAAUUGUCUGACAGUCAACCGGUUGAUCAAGUUAUACCGGUAAAUGGCGUGGCUCAACUCACGAAGGAUGUUCCUAACCAAUUCCCAGUCCUUUUCGAGGCGUUUGAUGCGAACAUGCCCACACUAAAACUGAGUUUAAACAACAAGAAAGGAGUCAGUAUUACACCAUCUAUUGUUAAAGGGGCUCCACACACUAUUGUCAUCAAAGACGGUGAAACAGCACAUGGAAUACAAAGUUUUUCAUCAGCAAUGGGUACAUCUUUGUCGACACACACGACAGAUUUCAUGCUUUCACCUUGGACCAUCAGGUUGAAAAUUACCAACAAAGUUCACCGUGAUAUUAUCUUAUUUUCCGACGACAAUGAGCCGCCUCAAGGUUUCAAGAUCAAAGCAAAAUAUGAGGUGACAUUGACUAAGGUACUCAACAGCAACCAGAAAAUAAGAUUUCAUGGCAUCGAGGAAAAGAGUCAUCAGUUAGUGUUAUUGAACGGUCAGACGUCAAUUAAAGUAGAAGCAAAGCAAAGAACACCGAUGGCUGUUUCAGUCACUAUAACUGAAUUGAAGGGAGAAACGUCAAAUAUAGAGAGUAACGAAAAUUCAAGUGAAGAAGCUCCCCCCGUGCCAGCAAAGCAUUCGUGGUUCUUUUCCCGUAUUGUGAAUGACAAAGUUCCCGGGGUUGUACCGCUUACCGUCCAUGGAAAGACAGUAGUUGAAAACAAUAGUAUAAUCAUGGAUGGUUUGAGUUCGUGGUUUGAUGGAUAUCUAGAUGAGAUAGAUUGUCUUCUAGCGCCUGAGAACUGCCCAGAUGGAUUGUCCGUUGCUUUCAAAAUGAUGUAUAAGAGUCUAAUAGUCUUUCCAGACAAACGCUAUGUUUUUGAUACUGGUGUGCUGAGUAAAGGAUUACGUGGGAUCGCGAUAUACAUUCAAGAGGGACAAUUGUUUUGUGUCCUUAGAACGAUGUCUGGACAAUGGAAGCUCGGAAUGUCUGUACAAAGUGAACGACAGAUAUAUGUGGGUAUCUCUUGGUCUGAGAAUCGAGGCUUGUUCCUAUUCUUAAACGGGAAACUUAUCAAACAUACUAAUGUCAAAGCGCCAAAAACGACAGUGCCAAUCGGUGCUACAUCGCCAAACAUCGUAUUUGGUCGGUCAUUAAUCGGCACGGGACAUGGAAUGUUUCAACUUGCCUCGUUUUUGACAUUCACAACGUUUCUAAGUGAAAAAGCGAUGGGUCAAGUUUAUAAACAUUAUUGGCGGAUUGGUGGUCCUGAAGGCAGUAAAGAAAAGUCGUUCAUGGAUAUAAAGAUUUCAAAUCAAGUUGCGGCGGAUAUUGUUUUGAUGUCGAGCGAUAAAAUGCCCUUGAAUGGAAUCACGAUUCUCAAAGGCGUCACCUUAAGCUUUGAGAAACAAUUCCUUAUGGAGAAAACGGUUACGUUAACAGCAAAGAAUGUUGUAAAUGGACAGACUGUUUAUCUUAAUGGGAAAAAGGAGUUGAUGCUGAAUUCUGCCCCAUUUGGCGAGCAUGCUUUAACAAUCGUUGCUUCUGAAAAAUCUGUACAAACAGGGAUCUUGCAUUAUUACAUCAUGUUAAAAGUGCUCAAUAAAGCCGGAGUUGAUAUCGUUAUGAAAUGUUCAGACGAACAGCCAAAACAUGGAUUUUACGUUAGCAAAGGUUUUAUUGUCGUCAUCACGAAACUGACCAAUAGUGUAACACCUGUCGUAUUCACAGCCAAUGACAUUCAUGGAAAUGUCGUCCUACUAAAUGGUACUCCUGAACUUAAGCUCCGUCCAAGUGUUGUAAAAGGCUCGCUUAAAAAUAUCACAGCUGAAACUACAAAAGCUGCAUCAAGACCACGUUAUUACCUAAGCAUAAAAUUGCUGAACAAAGUUGGCUCAGAUGUCGUGUUGAAGACUAGCGACAACAACCCGACGUCUGGAUUCACGAUCAGACAAGGAUUGAUUGUUCAAAUUACCAAAACAGUCUCUUCAACCCAACCGAUUACUUUGACAGCAUUGACGAGCAAAGGAGAUACGGUUGUUUUGAAUGACGCGAAAAAUAUCACCAUGAAUCCUUCUUCAUUUAAAGGACAGCCGUUAACCGUUGUCAUGAGCCCAAUCGCAGCAGGUCAUUUACCCAUCUACUAUCUGGUCAUGAAAAUUGCAAACAGAGCGGGAUACAGUGCAACAAUUAUCCCUAAUGAUCUUCAACCACCCCAGUUUCAAGUUCGAAGAGGUUAUCUUGAGAUUGUAACGAAGAAAUCUCACAGCGGCAAGGCCGUUGUUUUCAAAGCUGUGAAAACAGGCACAAAUGAAGCUUUGAGCAUAAAUGGAAACGAUAGCAUUACGAUUACUCCAAGUUUAGUGAAAGGAAACCCCGUCCUGCUGAAUCUUAAAUCAAAAGAGGGCAAAGUAAAAGAUGAAUAUAUGAAACACGAAGCUGAAAUCCCAUUCUACAUGAACCUUCAUGUUAGCAACCAGUCUCCUGUCGAGACUAUCUUUUUCCCGGCCAAAGAAACCCCGGAUAGCGGGUUUCAUUUGAAUCCCAGCAGCGCAAUUAACGUCAAGGAGACUUUGAACCGUGACAUACCGCUGACCUACUUGGCUUUGCGCGCGGACAAUCAUGAAUCUCUGAUGUUGAAUAACGUCAGAAAAUUGACCGUAGUACCUUCUCGCAGUAAGACAUCAAUUUCGACAAUCAACGUAACGGUGCCGCAAGUGAAUUCUGGGAAAUCUUUCAGUCCAGCGAGUUCGUUCAACCAAAAUUGCAGCAACACACUUUGCAAUGCUACAGUACCCGACCGUUAUAUAACUCUCAUUCUUCAUAACGAACUGGGGCGAGCUGCAAGGGUUUUACCCAGCAAAGGCAAGCUGAAAGAGAAAGGAUAUGUCGUUGAACCGUUUGGUUUCGUUCAAGUGAAUAUUAUCAUCAAGGAAAAGAUUUACAACGAAGCAAUCACAUUUAGAGGAGAGGCAAAAACUAAAAUGGACCUUUUGUUAAAUAAAGCCACCUUACCUCUCUCACUAGCUCCUUCUACUACACCAAGUUAUAUUGACAAAGUAUCUAUUACUGCCGAAGCUCCAGAUGUAAAACCUAUUCAAUCGUGGUCAUUAUCGUCCUAUGAUGGAACUAUGGUUAAAGGUAGUCCCAGUCUCUUGGGCCACGGGAAAAUCGGAGCAGCUGAAGAAGGCUUACACUUUGACGGAGCGACAUCAUCUAUGGAUGCAUAUAUCGAGAGAUCACACUGCCUUCACGAUACAGAGAUGUGUGAUAAAGGUUUCAGCUUUGGAACCAAGUUGAAGUUUGACAGCAUAACGACUGGCUUUACUGAGCCGAUGUUUAUACUGGACAGCGGUGGACAUGGAAAAAAUACUAGAGUUUCACUUUAUAUCGAGAACUCAAAACUAGUUGUUGAAGUGUCGACAGCCGACAAGAAAUACAUCGCCUCGGCGGCUCUUAUAAUAGAUCAGUGGAUCUACGUCAUCGUCACAUUCCAAAAGAACAAAGGUGUACUGCUGUAUUAUGAUGCAAAGUUACGUAGUGCGAACAAGACUGGGCUACCUGUGUCUGAUACCCGGCCUGUAGACACAGACAAGAAUCUUUUGAUUGGUCGAAACAUUGAAGGACCACCCUAUCAUUAUGCAGCAUUUGAUAUGGCGUCAUUGACGAUAUUUCCCGAGUCCUUGAACGAAAAUGAUGUAAACAAGACGUUUUUAUUCUUUUGGACAGGAAAAACAGCAAAAAUUCACUAUAUGAUUCUACGCAUCAUUAAUGGAGCUGGUCGAACUGCACUAUUAAAACCUGACAAAGGGAAGGACGAUGGUUUCGUUAUUCUGCCAAACAGCACUCAGCAAAUAACGAUGAUGUCGAUGAGUACGAACGAAGAUCCGAUAGAGCCUGUGACAUUUCACGCCAUCGACAUUGAAACUUCAACAAAACUUAUGAUUAAUCACUUUAUUCGACCUUUUGUUGUCGUGCCUAAAGAAUCUGGAAAAGAUUUGAAGACGGUCUUGAUAACUGCACCUGCUCCAUCCACACUUCCCAAAUAUUUAUGGAAUUUCAAAAACGUGGACAAGGGAGUGGUCAGCGGUAACGAACCCAAACUUUUGGUACACGGUGCUUAUAAAAUUGGAACACAGUCUUCGUCUUUACCUGGUGAUACGUGGGUGGACGUUGGUGAUUAUAAAGGUUCUUGUAUCAGUGACCCUCAAGUCUGUGAAGAAGGCAUGGCCGUAGCGUUGAAGAUCAAGAUUAAUGAUGAAGCUAUCAAAUAUAUUGACGAGCCGGUGUACAUUCUGGACAGCGGUGGUCACGAUUCACAAUCACGUGGUUUUACUUUACAUCAUCAAAAAAGCAGAUUGUACUGCGUUGUUUCCAUCUCGAAUUCUGAAUGGAAGGUAUCCUCUGAUAUCCCAUCCCACAAAUGGACAUACGUCAUGUUCACGUGGAAGAACACUGAAGGUUUGUCACUUUACAUUAAUGGACAGUUGAAAGAUCAUAUGAAACAUGCGAUCGACACACCUGGGAUGCAUCACACAGACAAUUUUACCCGCUUUGAAAUUGCGCGAAAUACCGCUGGUCCUCCGUACGGACAUGCUCAAUUUACUAUCAACUCUCUCGCCUUCUUUGACCAACACCUCUCAAAAGCUGAAGCUCUUCGAGAAUAUAUUUACUAUUGGGGAAAUGCUGCAUCGACCUUGUCCAAUCGUUACAUUAAAGUUCGUUUUGACAACAAAGCUGGCACGAAUGUCCGUAUAACUCCGAUCAAGGAGACUGCAAAGCAUCAUGGUUAUUCAAUCAAGCCUCAUAUGUCCCUGGAACUAUCUUUCGUUGCUAAGGAAGCGUCCUCGAACAUUCCAGUCAUAUUUCGUGCAGAGGAUGAGCUCUCCGGCGACUUGCUCCUCAUUAACUCCUCAGAGGAGCCGUUCAUCGUCAGUCCCAGUGACUCAAACAGUCACGUGACUAUAGCAACUGUGACGUCAUCAGUUAAAUGCUUGUCUCCAAACGGCUUGUUUCCAGAUCCCACGAACGAGUUCGGUUACAUUAACUGUACUGCGGGCUCAGCAAAGCGAGCUCCUUGCCCAGUUGGGGCAAAAUGGGACGAGAGCACGAGAUCUUGUGAAGUUGAAGCGACGUGUCAACAGGUCUGUAUAAAUGGUGGAGAGUGCAAGAAAGGAAAGUGUGUUUGUCCUUCUGGCUAUUCAGGAGGAUAUUGUGAAAUUGAACAUACGUGUGAGCUUCCACUUGAACUCGGUCCGUGUUUACAUGAAUUAAAAAAGGAAAUUAUGGAAGGAAAAGCGGAAGAAAGAAGCGAAAAUUGCACAACAUUUCUCCGUGAAGUUUUUAACGGUUGUCCCACCCGAGGUCCAACCUACACGCAGGCUGGAUGCGAAACACACUGUGAUCCGACGUUCCAUAACAUCUGCGCUAAAAUUUGGAAUCCAUCGCAUUGUGAAACGGACACUGAACGUUUUCGGUUCAAUGCGCUCACUCGAGCUUGUGAUCGGUUCAUCUAUUCUGGUUGCCUAGGAAACAAAAACAAUUUUAUCUCUGAAACGUCAUGUAACCAGGCGUGUUCCAUUGGCCUAAAGCGUCGCAGACGGCAAGGGAUCGUGCGAUUUUUCUUUAAAAGAACGUUUUGAUUGACUUCAUUUUAUUCAAACUUUGUAUAAAAGAAACGAACGUUGCAGGAAGUACAUGAAUUCAAUGAUUUCAAUGUGCACACAUGCAUACAUAAUUGUGUUCAAAUUAAGAAUAUUAUUGUUGAGAUAGCAUAGUCAGGAAUAUUGAUUUUGCAAUAAUUUUCAA
Molecule: messenger RNA, 8412 nt
Organism: Xenia sp. Carnegie-2017
Lineage: Eukaryota; Metazoa; Cnidaria; Anthozoa; Malacalcyonacea; Xeniidae
Cellular component (GO): extracellular region
Molecular function (GO): serine-type endopeptidase inhibitor activity; chitin binding
Source: RefSeq, a predicted model, not a curated record